Nannospalax galili (Upper Galilee mountains blind mole rat) is the source of this 3322-nucleotide messenger RNA. It is a transcript of the gene Cep43, whose product is annotated as FGFR1 oncogene partner. Gene Ontology annotation, biological process: microtubule anchoring. The coding region runs from base 258 to 1457 and encodes 399 amino acids. Gene Ontology annotation, molecular function: protein binding. Gene Ontology annotation, cellular component: centrosome. The record is from RefSeq and is a predicted model, not a curated record. Lineage: Eukaryota; Metazoa; Chordata; Mammalia; Rodentia; Spalacidae. The transcript has 13 exons.
CUGAAGCCUAGAGGCGCAACCCCUGAAGCCCGGAGGUCCCGCCCCUGUGUCGCUGGUCUCGGCUUGGGUGGGCGGCCUGGGCGGGCGGGCCGGCCAGCCCCGAGGCACUAUGCGCUCGCGGCUCAGCCCCUCGGGCUCCCCUCAGGCCUGGCGGCUCCCGGCGUGAGGGGCGGAGCUGCGGCCUUCGCGCGCCGUGCGGCUUCCGGGGCUGCUGUCAGACGUCGGCGCGGCUUGGGCGGUUGUCUUGGAGAAGCAAGAUGGCGGCGGCGACGGCCGCGGUGGUGGCCGAGGAGGACACGGAGCUUCGGGACCUGCUGGUGCAGACGUUGGAGAACAGCGGCGUCCUGAACCGCAUCAAGGCUGAGCUCAGAGCGGCGGUGUUUUUGGCACUAGAGGAGCAGGAAAAAGUAGAGAACAAAGCUCCUUUGGUCAAUGAGAGCUUGAAAAAGUUUUUAAUUACAAAAGAUGGUCGUUUAGUGGCUAGUCUUGUUGCAGAAUUUCUUCAGUUUUUUAACCUUGACUUUACCUUGGCUGUUUUCCAUCCUGAAACUAGCACAUUCCAAGGUCUCGAAGGUCGAGAAAAUUUAGCCCGAGAUUUAGGUAUCAUCGAAGCAGAAGGCACUGUGGGUGGACCCUUGUUACUAGAAGUGGUUAGGCGCUGUCAACAGAAAGAAAAAGGACCCACCAGCGGGGAAGGUGCAUUGGAUCUAUCUGAUGGACAUCCUCCAUUGAAGUCACCAGAAGGAAAGUCAAGUGUAAACACAACUCCAAGUAAGAUACCAAGGUAUAAAGGACAAGGUAAGAAGACGGCGAGCGGGCAGAAGUCUGGUGACAAGAAGUCCAGCAGUGAGACCAGUCAGAGUGAGACCAGUCUCUCCUUGUCAGAACCAAAGAGCAAAAGCAGUCUGCACUCAUUGGCCCAUGAAACAAAAAUUGGCUCUUUCUUAAGCAGCACCACUUUAGAUGCCAAAGACAGAGCUGGUCUUUGUCCAGAUGAAGAUGAUAUGGACGGAGAUUCUUUCUUUGAUGAUCCUAUUCCUAAAUCAGAAAAAACUCAUGGUUGGAGGAGUGAACCUAGGAAGCAAGUGGGAGGCCUGGCCUCACUCUCUGACAUUCCACCCUUGAGGAGUGGACUCAGCUCCCUGGCAGGAGCCCCUUCAUUAAUAGACUCUGAGAGUAAAAGGGGAAGCACAGUUUUGAAAGAUCUGAAACUGGUCAGUGAUAAAAUUGGAUCACUUGGAUUAGGAACCGGAAAAGAUGAAGACUACGUUGAUGAUUUUAAUAGUGCCAGCCAUCACUCAGAGAAAAGUGAGCUGAGCAUUGGCGAGGAGAUCGAAGAGGACCUUUCCAUGGGAGCAGACGAUGUCAACACCAGUGACAAACUUGAUGACCUCACACAAGACCUGACUGUCUCCCAGCUCAGUGACAUUGCAGAUUAUCUGGAAGAUGUUGCGUAGGCACAAAAAAGGAAGUAUUCUGAUCUACAAAGGAUCAUGGGCUCCAUUUCCUCAGACAAUCACUCUUAACUGGAAUGUCUGCUCCUACUGGUGCCUUGUAAAAAGACUGCAGAUAUUUUUAAAAGUGAACUUUUCAUUUUAGUGAGCAAAAUACUUCCUGUAUGGGCCGAUGUUUAGAAGAUUUGUUAUUCUUAAUUUGGUUUGACUGUCCAUUCUCUGUGGAAAUUAUCUGUAUUGAAGUUCAUCACAGAGCAGAACCCAUGACAGCACCGGUGUUAAGAGCAGAAAGACAUCAGUAAAGCCGUAGGUUUGCACGGCUGUGUGUGGUUGUUGGUGCACAGUGAGCUCUGAAACCUUAGCUUUAGCCAUCUAGAAGCUUCCCCACUGAGUAUAUUUUGGUAUUAGGUGGUUGGUGAAAUGGCUGGUAAAUUCAUGAUGCUAAAGCAUUAACAUAAGUUAAAUUGGGUAUAUCAACUUUAUUUUCUAUCCCCUUCCAUUAGGAAGGUCUGUUAGACCAUUAAGGUUUAUUAUAAAGAACUCUGUGUGCUGUUAGCUUGGCUUGUUUUAAGGCAGUCCAGAAAUGGUAAGGAUUUUAGCUCAUUGACUUGUCCAUAACUGUUAGCCUUCAGGUCACUGUUCUGUUGUCUGUGAAGCAGCAUUAGUCACAGGCUCUCUUCAUUGUAGAGUGAAAAUGUUAAAUACCAAAAUGCAUCUGAAACCAUUAAGCAGUGCUUUUAUUUCAGAUCUGUACGUUGAUUAUGUUUAAAUCCAAAUUGGAAUGAAACAGUCGUAAUGGCCUAAGACCAUAUCUCCAUCUGACACUUGACACACUGUAUGUAAUGUUGUUGUUGUCCUUUAGAAGCAGAGCCAAUAAUCGAAUUCCUGGCAGUCUUAGUUUAUAGCAUUGCACACUGUGUCAUAGGUCACUGACAUUUGUAAUGCUAACGUAUUCCUAAAACUGCAAAUAGGAGAAACAGACCAAGGACGUAUAGUCAUAGAAAUGUAUGCAAAGCUGUGAUUGUAUUAAAAUUUUAUACUUUUUUAUUGGAAUUAUGAUUGUUAAAAGUUACUUUUAUUAAUGAAAAGAGAAAUUAGGUACAAUUCAUGAAUCUUAGUGAGCAGAUGCUGUGGUUUGCAUUAAUGCCAUUUUUCCAUUUUAUAGCUGCCUAAGUAUUAUAGUGAUACUUAACCAGACCAUAAGUGCAGAGGAAAUGAGAAUUUAGUGCAGAUUUAAGCCAUCUGACAUUAGGAUCUUACUUUUUAACAUUUAAGUGAAACUGAGCUGUACACAUUGAGAGGAGGUAGACAGAAAGGUGGCCAGGAAGCAGAUUGUCUGUCCUGGGUCUGUGGCCCCAGUUUGCUGUGUCUGCAUGCUUUACUCUACACACUAAGUGCUCAUUGUAAACUGCAUUGCCUCUGGGGUCAUCUCUUGGAUACUUUGUCAGAGCACUAGCAUUGUGCUGGGCCUCUGGGGUCUGGAUCAUGUGUGAUGUGUGGUCUUCAUAUUUUGUGGACACUACAUUUGAGUCAACUGAUGGGACAGAAUAGCAGGGUGUGGCCCUUGGUAUUUGUGGAAGGCUUUCCAACAGCUGAUGUGAAAUUUGCAACUUUCUAUUACCCAAAGACUGACCUUCUAGUGAUUGUUGGAGUAUGUGGAGAAAGCCAAGCCAAAAUGAAGUCAUCAGCUGCAGUCACUGGAUAAUUCUGAAUAACGAAACAGUGAACAAGAAAGAAGUCAUUUCUGCGUGUCCCUUGCUUGGGUGUUAUAGACCUGUUAAACUUUAAGAUGUGAAAUGACAGGUGUUGCGUGUGAUUAAUGUUUCUGUUGUUAAAAUGUAUUAAAACAUUGACACAUACAACCUGCA